Molecule: messenger RNA, 1858 nt
Organism: Camellia sinensis
Lineage: Eukaryota; Viridiplantae; Streptophyta; Magnoliopsida; Ericales; Theaceae
Source: RefSeq, a predicted model, not a curated record
UGCGUACUUGUGUUGUGUAUGCUUCUCAAUUCUCUUGCCUUCUUGGAUUCUCUCCCUCUCUCUCUCAUCACUGAUUGCCCCUUUUUUUUUUUUUGUUUGCUGAUUCUGCACCAAAAUCGAUUGAUGGGUAUCGCCAAACCCUUGUUGUUCAUUCGAAAUCAAGGCUCACAUAUAGAUAUUUCCUUCUUUAACCUACUCGGGUCGAUCUUCUUCUUCACUUUAGCUCACUCAUCACACAAGAUUUAGAGAAAACUCUCUGUUUAUUCACUGUUCUCUAAUUCUCAUUCUGUGCUUAUCUGAUGUGCUGAAACUGAUUUUUUGUUGUUUUCACUCCACAUGGGAUUGGGUUCAAUCUGUACUCACCAAGAUACACUUUUUUUUGAAGAACAACAGUUACAGCCCAUGGAAUCACGAUUGGGUUUGAUUGAACAAUCGUUCAAUCUUCGAUACUCUCUUUACGUUCGCGAAGUGCUCGAUGAAUUGCCUGACAGUUUCACCAUAACUGACCCUUGCAUUUCAGGCCACCCAAUUGUGUUCGCUUCUUGCGGAUUCUUGAAAAUGUUUGGUUAUUCGAGUGACGAAGUGAUUGGGAAGAAUGGGAGGACAUUUCAAGGACCCCAAACUAACCGGAGAUCGGUAAUGGCGAUUCGAGAGGCCAUAAGAGAAGAGAGGUCUAUACAGAUCACUAUAUUGAAUUAUCGAAAAGAUGGGACACCAUUUUGGAUGUUGUUUCAUAUGUGUCCUGUUUUUGGUAAAGAAGACGGGAGGGUGAUUCAUUUUGUUGGUGUUCAAGUCCCAAUUCAGCGAAAACAGAGGCGGUCCGGUUGUGGGUUUGGGAGGAAUGGGGUUAAUUUGUGUGAAGAUGGUUCGGGUUUUCGCGAGACGGUGCUUGGGUCUUGCAGGAGGGAGGUGUGCUCGGAUUCUGUGGUGGAAUCGAAUCGUGUGUUGGCUAUGGAUUUUGGGCUGGGGUCAGAUGAUAGAGAGUUAGAAAUUGACGAGUUCUGUGAGGCAAGUGAUCUAGAAAAGGGGAAGGCUGAAACUGCCAUUAACAACAUCUUGUCUAUGCUAACCCACUAUAGUGAGUUAACAGGCAAUCUAGUGUGUGGGAAGAGAUGCUGCUUAGCCAGGACGGGCCUUCUUGGUUCAUCAUUAAUUAUAUCUCUUGGUAGAAUCAAACAAAGCUUUGUAUUAACUGAUCCACACCUACCUGACAUGCCCAUUGUGUAUGCGAGUGAUGCUUUCUUAAAACUGACAGGAUAUGCUAGACAUGAAGUUUUGGGUCACAAUUGUAGAUUUUUAAGUGGUGUGGAUACAGAUAUCUCAACCAUAUUCCAGAUAAAGGAAAGCAUUCAAAGGGAGCAAACAUGCACAGUACGUAUCUUAAAUUACAGGAAGGAUAAAAGUUCAUUUUGGAACUUACUUCACAUUUCACCAGUCCGGAGUGCUUCUGGAAAGAUAGCAUAUUACGUGGGGGUUCAAAUAGAUGAGAGUUGUAAGAACGAGGAUAAACAUGGGCUGAGCCCUGAGUUGAGGCAACAUAGUGUUGUGGGUGCAGUAAAGGUUGCAGUACGGAGUUUGUCGAUGGGUGUUGGUACCUCCAACUCAUAGGGACAACUUCCCAUAUAUUCUUUGCUGCCGAUGACAGGUUUUUCUGAAUAGUGUAUUUAAUAUUUUCAAAUAUUUCAUUUGUAAUGUCAACUAGAAGUUAGGUUGGAGGCAGAACUUAUAGAAAGAUUGUUAUAUAGCUUAGUGCUUGUUAACUUACACCCUUGUAGAUAAAAAUGAAAAACAUCUUUCAAUUUGUAGAGCUGAAACUAGCUCAUUCAUGUGUUAUAAUUUAUUAAUUAGAUUGAUAAUA